Entamoeba histolytica HM-1:IMSS is the source of this 5685-nucleotide messenger RNA. Its product is annotated as protein kinase domain containing protein. Gene Ontology annotation, biological process: protein phosphorylation. Bases 1 to 5685 code for a protein of 1894 amino acids. The transcript has 2 exons. Lineage: Eukaryota; Evosea; Mastigamoebida; Endamoebidae. The record is from RefSeq and is a predicted model, not a curated record. Gene Ontology annotation, molecular function: ATP binding; protein kinase activity; protein binding.
AUGUCAGCACAAGUGAAUAAACAUAUCAAAGGAAUUACUAAAGUCGAUAAUAGGACGUCUCAUAAAAGUAAAAGUACAUGUACAUUUAAUGAACAAACAAGAAAUGCUACUAGUUGUUGUUUAUUUGUAAAAACAAAAGAAAAUGAAACAGAAGGGGAACAAUGUACGAUUGAAGGAAUUCCUUUGUUUGUUGAACAUUCAUUUCGAUUUUUUGAAUUAUCAAGUAAAAUAGAAAAAGAAGUUCCACCUGUUCCAUUACAAUAUUUAACUUAUGACACUGCGUUAUUAUGGGCAUCAGAAAAUAUGUCAAAGAAUUUUGUUGAUUUAGUUAAGAUGUAUAAAAUGGAUGGAAAUGCUAUUUCACGAUUAAAAAUGCAGGAUCUAAGAAAAUAUAAAUUCAGAAUUGUAGAAUGUGAUACUGUCUUAAAGAAAAUUAAAGCGUAUUUCCAUAUAACUAAUUUUGGAAAAAGGUUAUUAAAAAAUCAAGGAAUUGAUGACAGUGAUUUACGUCAAAUGUAUAAAUAUAUUGAUAAUCACCAUAAUGGUAAAUUGAUACCAUUUAAUUCAAUGGAUAAAAAACAAGCUUCUACUGUAGCAUUUUUAAUUAUUAGGAAUUAUUUAUGUUCAUUUGAUGAAAUUAUAUCAGAAACAUCAUUUGGAGAAAUGAUCAAAUUUUAUCAUGAUCAUAUGAGGGAUGAUGAUGAUUCAUUUGUUAGAUCAUUUGAUAAAGUACUUCAGACUUGUCUUACUCCAUUACAAUAUAAUGUUUUAAUAAGAACUCUUAGAUUUAUGUUAGUAAUAAUGAAUAGUAGAGGAAGUGUAUUUGUUCAUUUUCAAGAUGUAUUUAAGAAGACUAUGUUUUCAUUAAUUAGUCCUAUAUCAUUAGAUAUGGAUUUUACAUUUUUAUUAAUAUUUUAUUCAUUGAAAUCACGUAAACCAACAAAUUAUAUUAAAAUGAAUUUAUUUCAAUUAAAUAAUAAACUACUUUAUGGAGAAUAUAUUAUUAAACAAUUUGAUGACAUUCUUAUAUCAGAUAAAACUUAUACAUUUCAUAAACAAAUGAAUGAUGUUUCAACAAAAGAAUGGGAACGUGGACGUAUUUAUAUAACUAAUUUUCGUGUUUGGUGGGUUCCAAAUGAUGAAGAAUGUUUUCAAAGAAAUACAAGACUGCUAUUAUUAUCAUAUAUUCCAAUAAGAAGUAUUAUGGAAAUGAAAUCAUUUGAUAGUAAAGAAGAUAUUACAAAAGAGAAAAAAGUAUGUGUAAGAAUGUAUGAUAAUCUUUUACGAUUAUUUCUAUUUGCAUUUCAAAGUAUACAACAAUUACAAGACUUUAGAGAUGAAUUACAAAUGGCUAGCGUAUUUGAAGAUAAUUAUCCAAUUGAUGAUGUGGAAUGUAUUUCAUAUGAAAUACCAUUUAAAAAUUAUGGAGAAAAAAAGAUAAAUAGAAAUGGAAUUCAUAUCAAUUCAAAUGAAUUUAAAGUAUUUAAAGAAGAAGAAAAUGAAUAUGUUAUUCCAUAUCAAUUAAAUAAUGUUGAUGAAAAUAAAGAACUACCUAAUAUUAGAGGAUGUAUAUUUUUAUAUAAACAUUCUAAUGGUUGUACAAUUUGUAGAUUAAGUUUAUCAAAAACUGUAGAUAAAACAAAAUCAUUUUUCUUAUCAACAAUAGAUGAAGUUCAAAAAAAAUAUCAUGCGAUCUAUCUUAGUCCACAAGAAAAGAAUGAUUCAAUGAUACUUAAAACAAGUGAUGAAGUUAAUAUUAUUUGGAAUAAAAUUGUUGAUAGUGCAAAGAAAUUUACUGAAACAACUAAUUUUAAAGAAAUAACUACAAUAUUUGAUGAAUAUAUUAAAUAUAUAUCAAUUGUCUUUAAUAAUGUUUUCUCUUUAUUUGUUAAAGUUAAACUUGGAGAAUCUAUUAUGCUUCAAACAAGAAGAGAUAAUGAAACAGAAUUACCAUUAUAUUCUUCAUUAAUUCAAUUUAUUACAGAUAAAUAUUAUUGGACUUAUAAUGGGUUUGUAGAAUUAAUAUUUGUUGAAUUUAUACAAAGUAAUUAUUUCUUUUUUUGUAAUAAUGGAGAAAUUUGUCCUAUUCCUCAUUCUUUUUUAAUAUUUAUUAGAAUUAUUUCAUUAUUUGUUAUGACUAUUCCAUCUGCAUUUGAAUUUUCACAACAACUUCUUAAUUAUUUAGAACUUAUUUGUAUGUCAGGAAGAUUAAGAUUUAAUGAAUCACGUUCACAAAGAUCAAUUGUUAGAUUAUUAGUUAUGAAAAAUAAAUUAAAAAAUCAACGCUAUAACUCUUCAACAAAUGUCAGUCUUAUAGAUAUGUAUAAUGAGAAUUUAUUUAGUGUACAAAGUUUAGUAUUAUUAUUUCUUAAAUGGAUGAAUGUUGGAAAAAAUUGUAAUUUUCCUUUAAAUCCUUCUAUUCAAAAUCUUGAUUUACAAAAUAAAGGAAUUAUUGCUUUACCUGUCCAAGAAAAUUUAAAAGAAUGUCAUCAAUUAACUCAAUUAAACAUAAGCCAAAAUCAUCUUAUUACAAUUCCUUCACAAAUUACUGAAUUAUCACAAUUAAAAGAUUUAAAUAUAUCAACUUGUUCUAUAUAUUAUAUUCCUUAUAAUUGUUUCUCUCAAUUAACUAAUUUAACAUCAUUAGAUAUCUCUGAAACAUCAGCUAUUAAUUCUGAAUUAAUCAAAUUUCCUUCAUUUUCAUUUCUUACUAAAUUAGAAUAUCUUGAUAUUUCUAAUCAUUGUAAAGCAUCAGGUGAAUCAAUAUAUCUUGAAUUACCUUGCUCUUUACGUACAUUCAUUGCAAAACAAAGUCUUCAAACACUUCCUGAUUUAUCUAAAUUAAAAUGUUUAGAAAAAUUAGAUAUCAGUGAUAACAGACAAUUAAAGUUAAAUGCUUUAGCUGAAGUAUCCUCAUUAAGAACUUUUAUUUGUAGGAACAGAACUACUUCAACAUUUCCACAACAACUAUUUUCAAUUAAACUUCGAUACCUUGAUUUAUCUUGUGAUAAAAUUGAACGAUUACCACAAGCGUUUUAUAACUGCAUUACAUUAGAGAGUCUUAAUUUAUCAAACAAUCAAAUAUCAACUUUAUCUAGUCAAUUAUCAAUGUUAAAAAAUUUAAAGACAUUACUUAUUGAUAAUAAUCCAUUAACAAGUAAAAUCACUUUAAAACCAAUUCCUAAUAGUAUUCCAAUGUCAUAUCCAUGUUAUGUUCAUGUAUUUUGUACAAAAGGGUUUUAUUCAAUAUUUAAGAAAAUGAUUAAAAUGAAUAAGAAAAGUAAUUUUGAAUUUGUCUCAGAAAUAAGUGCUAAUUCAACAAAACCACAGUUGAUAUUAAAUUUUGUUGAUGUAGAAAAAACUGUUAUUCCAUACGGUAUGGCUAAUGAUGAUUUGUAUAUUAUUCAUCAAGAAGUAAAAGACCAAGCUGGAUUAAUAACUCAUCAUAUAUUGUCAAAUGAAAAGAAAUACUAUUUCAUUGGAGAGAAAAAAAUGUGUUGUUUAUUAAAGAAAAGAAAGUGUAAGAGAAGUGGGACUAUUGGUAGUGACGUAGAAAUUAUAGAUGCUGGACCUUCAAUGGUUGAUAAAUUAGUUAGUUCUAUUAAUUCAGAACUUAAUUAUAAAAAAGAAAUUAGACGUAUUGGAAUGGAAUUAUACCAAACCCAAUAUGAAGAAGUUACAUUGACCACUAAACAAAUGAUUCAAUUGGUUAAGUUUUAUAACAGCAAUUGUGACCAAACAACAUUAGAUGAACUAAGUAAUAUUGGAGUAAUUUUUGAUUUAAAGAAGACUGAAGAAGGAAUUAGUGAAUGUGUUAAAAAAGGUUCAGAGUCUUGUCCAAAAGGAAGAUAUAUUUUAAGACAAGUAUUUGAUAAAAAGAAGAACCUUGUGGAAAAAGAGUUAUCUAGUUUCAGACCAUUAAGAGAGUAUUUUGAAAGAUUAAAUAAAAUGACGAGUGACGAUAUUAUUAAUAUUUGUAGAAUAUUGCAAACACAUAAUGCAUUGUUUAUGAUUUAUCCUAAUUGGAUUAAUGAAAUGGGAAUUACUGCUGAAUCAGAGAAAGUUAUUGAAAAAUUAAAAAUCCCUGUUGAACAGCCUAAAAGGAAUAAAUUAAAUUGGAAAGUUGGAGCAUCAGGAACUAACAAAAGGUGUUCAUUAGCAGAAACAGGAUCUUUAAGUAAAAGAAGAAGUGAAUCUUUAUCUCCUGAUGAAGGAGGAGAACGAUUGGCAUCAAAAAAAGAUAUUUUUCCAGUUGUACUACAUCCAUCAAUUAUUAAAAUGAAAGAAAAUGCAUGGCCUUUACAUUCAAAAAAUGAAAUGGAAAUUAUGAGAGAAUUUGUUUUAGGUAAGCCAUGCUAUUUAAUGUAUAUGCAAUUAAUUGGGUAUUUACUUCUUAUUGGAAUGGAGUUAUAUGAUAAAAUAUAUAACGAUGCAACAAUAUUAAAAGAUGAACGAUAUUCAACUACCUUUUUAAUUAAAAUACAAUAUUGUGAUGGAAGAAUUAGUAUCAGUAUUAGAUAUAAUACAAGCUCUGUUAGUCAAGUUAAGAUAUCUGCUGAUAUAAUGCAAUCAAUAAAAAAGGCUAUCAACACUAUUGCUGUAGCAUCAAAUAAUACUUUGGAAGAAUAUGUUGGAUGUACUGAAUGUAUUUUAAAAGAUGAAAAGAAAAUUGAUGUGGUUCCUGUCAAAGAAAUUAAAGAAGCAAGGAAAGAAGGAAAAACAGAAAUAUUAUUCAAUAAACAACACUCAGUUAUGAUUGGGACUUGUGCAUUGGAUAUUCUUUUAAAUGAAAUGGAAAAUAGUUCUAUUGUACCUUUAUUUGAAUCUAAAGAUAUGGAUAUUAAAGAAAUGAAAGGGUUUGGAGGAAGUGCUAAAGUUAAUAGAGUCAUAGUUAGUCAUAAAGAAGAAAUGGCAUUUAAAAUGUAUACAUUUAAUAAUUAUGAUAAAGUAUCAUUAAAAAUUGGAUUAGGAUCAACUGCACAUCUUGUUGCUUUAAAAGUUGAAGAAAUGAUGAAAGAAUUAGAGGUAUUAAAAUUAACAAGAGGAAGUUCUAUUAGACAUACUAAAUAUAUUCUACAACUACAUGGAAUUUGUUUAGAGCCUUUAGGAAUACUUGUUGAUUAUAUGGGAGAAGGCACAUUACAAAACUAUAUUGGAAUUAAAAGUAAUGAAUUACCAAUGACUAUGGUUUUAAGAUUUGCUAAAAAUAUUAAUAAUGCGUUAGACGUUCUACAUUCAAGAAAUAUUAUUCAUCGAGAUGUUAAAAGUCCUAACGUUCUUCUCAAAUUUAAUCAACAACAUCAAUUAAUUGCUGUACUUAGUGACUUUGGACUUUCUGGUCCUUAUGAUGAAAAUGAACAUUGUAUGGUUGAAAAUCCGUUAUGGCUUCCACCAGAAGUACUUAAUACUCAUCAUUUUCUUACAGCAUCAGAUAUUUAUGCUUAUGGAAUUAUUUUAUGGGAAAUGAUUACUAGAGAAAAGCCUUUUGUUGGUUGUAAGUUUAUGUCUGAAAUUGCAAAUAAAAUUCGAGCAGGAGAAAGACCACAAUUUAAACCAAAUAUUCUUAUUGAUAAUUCUUUAAAAGAAUUAAUUGAAAUGUGUUGGUUAGAAGACCCUUCGAAAAGACCUUGUUGUUCUCAAAUUAAGAAAGUACUACAAAAAGUUUCUAAAAAUCUACCGCAUUAA